GGAUACAAAAAAUGCAUCACAAACAGUCGCGUCUGGCCCGUCACGACAAUGGCCACCAUCGCCACGGCCGACGGGAUUUUGAUCUUGUCGAGCGUUGCCUUGGUACAGUAGUCAUGGUACAAGCUUGUGGCGGUCUGUAACGCCGUCUUGUCUUCCUUUUGAUCAUCCUCUGAAGCACUAUCGGACCUUGGAUUCUUGGCGGUUUCCGUCAUUUUGUCCUGACUGACUGAUUCAAUCAAGUCUUUCUUUCUUUCGCAAGUCCCUGACCCCGCCUGUUUUGGUUACGCCAGCUACUUGCUAGCUAGCUACAGCAAGGAUGAAUUGAGUUGAAUUCCUUCACACACACAACGGUUUCGCUUGCUCUUUUGGUGGUGGUGGUCGUGAUAUUGCUGACAACUAACCCCAAAGAGUCAACACCAUCGCAAAGACUCCAAGGUCUUGUCUUUCUUGUCGCCAAUUCUUCGACUGCUUCGCGGCUUUGGUGGCAUCAUCCAAUCAAUCGUCUUUCGUUGACUCAACGGUCCAUUCACCUUAGCCCUACCGAAGUAAAUGGAUCCAGUGUGCGCCUUUAAUACAAAAAACGCUGCCCACAAUUCCAACAACAACAACAACAACCACCAUGGAGCAUCAUCAAGACGACGACGACGGCGAAGAGCCCACGGUUGUUCGGCUGCAACGAGAAUGCGAGGCUAUGAUGAAGCUGCUCACCAGAUUGGAACAAGAAGAGUUGGAUCUAAAGGCGCAAAAUGAAAUUCUGGCACGAAUGGCGCUCAACUGCGGGUGUUCUCCGGCGCUAUUGGAGCCACCGGCACCCAAACGACGAAGAACCAACAAGAGUGCGAAUGCUGCGAACAAAGAGAAAUAG
Molecule: messenger RNA, 865 nt
Organism: Seminavis robusta
Lineage: Eukaryota; Bacillariophyta; Bacillariophyceae; Naviculales; Naviculaceae
Source: the annotation of a GenBank genome assembly